This is a messenger RNA of Hirsutella rhossiliensis, 837 nucleotides long. RefSeq names its product inhibitor of apoptosis-promoting bax1 domain-containing protein. The transcript has 3 exons. Gene Ontology annotation, cellular component: membrane. NCBI's taxonomy places the organism in Eukaryota, Fungi, Ascomycota, Sordariomycetes, Hypocreales, Ophiocordycipitaceae. The record is from RefSeq and is a predicted model, not a curated record. Bases 1 to 837 code for a protein of 278 amino acids.
AUGGCGUCCAACUCCAAGUAUCAGCCUGCGCCGCAGCAGGACCCGGACGGCUACACCCACGCGCCCCCCGCCUACGCCCACGCCGAACCCUCCGCCUCGGCCCGCGACGAGACCCAGGGCCUGUUUGGCGCCCCGCGCAGCAGCGAGGAUAACCUGCCGGAUGACUUCAAGUUUGGUGGCUCCGUCGCCGAAGCCACCGUCGAUAUCCGCAACCAGUUCAUCCGAAAGGUCUACACCAUCCUCACCGUCCAGCUGCUCGCCACCGCCGGCGUCAGCGCCCUCACUUUCUUCAGCCACUCCUACAAGAUAUGGAUCCAGAGCCACCCGGCCCUCGUCUGGGGUUCCCUCUUCGGCUCGCUCAUCUUCCUGGGCCUCACCUACUGGAAGCGCAAGUCGUAUCCGACCAACCUGCUCUUCCUCUCCCUCUUCACCGUGGCCGAGGCCUACACGAUAUCCGUCAUUGUCUCCUUCUACAAGACGUCCAUUGUCCUCAACGCCGUGAUUCUCACGGCCGGCAUCUUCAUCUUUCUCACCGCCUUCGCCUGCCAGACCAAGUACGACUUCACCUCGUGGAUGCCCUACCUCUUCGGCGCACUCUGGGGUCUCGUCCUCUUCGGUCUCGUCUCCAUGUUCCUCCCUUACAAUUCCACGGCCGAGCUCAUCUACGGCGGCCUCGCCGCCCUCAUCUUCAGCGCCUACAUCCUCGUUGAUACCCAGCUCGUCCUGCGCAAGCACCACGUCGAAGAGGAGAUUGCCGCCGCCAUCAGCCUCUACCUCGACAUCAUUAACCUCUUCCUCGCCAUUCUGCGCAUUCUUAACGGGCAGUCGAAUAACUGA